This is a messenger RNA of Cucurbitaria berberidis CBS 394.84, 1347 nucleotides long. Its product is annotated as NADP-specific glutamate dehydrogenase. NCBI's taxonomy places the organism in Eukaryota, Fungi, Ascomycota, Dothideomycetes, Pleosporales, Cucurbitariaceae. Gene Ontology annotation, molecular function: L-glutamate dehydrogenase (NADP+) activity. The coding region runs from base 1 to 1347 and encodes 448 amino acids. The transcript is spliced from 4 exons. Gene Ontology annotation, cellular component: cytosol. The record is from RefSeq and is a predicted model, not a curated record.
AUGUCCGAGCCUGAGUUUGAGCAAGCCAGGAAGGAGCUCGUCUCCACCCUCGAGUCCUCCUCCCUCUUCCAGAAGAACCCCGAGUACAAAAAGGCCCUCGAGGUCGUCUCCGUCCCCGAGCGAAUCAUCCAGUUCCGCGUCGUCUGGGAGGACGACAAGGGCGAGUGCCAGGUGAACAAAGGCUACCGCGUGCAGUUCAACUCUGCUCUCGGCCCCUACAAGGGCGGUCUUCGCCUCCACCCCACUGUCAACCUGUCUAUCCUCAAGUUCCUCGGCUUCGAGCAGAUCUUCAAGAAUGCCCUCACUGGCCUCAACAUGGGCGGCGGCAAGGGUGGAUGCGACUUUGACCCCAAGGGCAAGACCAACAACGAGAUCCGCCGGUUCUGCGUUGCCUUCAUGAGGGAGCUCAGCAAACACAUCGGUGCUGACACGGACGUACCUGCGGGCGACAUCGGCGUCGGUGGCCGCGAGAUUGGUUACAUGUUCGGCGCGUACCGAGCCCACCGCAACCGAUGGGAGGGUGUCCUAACUGGAAAGGGAGGAUCAUGGGGAGGCAGCUUGAUCCGUCCCGAGGCCACUGGCUACGGUCUCGUCUACUAUGUUGAACACAUGAUCAACUACGCUUCAGGCGGAAAAGAGUCGUUCGCCGGAAAGAGGGUUGCCAUUUCUGGCUCCGGAAACGUCGCCCAGUACGCUGCGCUCAAGGUCAUUGAGCUCGGCGCAACCGUCGUCUCCCUCAGCGACAGCAAGGGUGCCUUGAUCGCCACCGACGACAAGGGCUUCACGCCUGAGAUCAUCAACCAGAUUGCCGCCCUCAAGUUGGACCGCAAGCCUCUUACUGCCCUCGAGAACCACAGCUUCAGGUACAUUGAGGGUGCUCGUCCAUGGAAGGAGGUCGGCAAGGUCGACGUUGUCCUGCCCUCCGCCACCCAGAACGAGGUUUCCGAGGAGGAGGCCAAGGUCCUCAUCGAGGCUGGCGCCAAGUACAUCGCCGAGGGCUCCAACAUGGGCUGCACCCAGGAGGCCAUUGACGUCUUCGAGGCUCACCGCCGCGAGAAGAAGAGCGAGGCCAUCUGGUACGCUCCCGGCAAGGCUGCUAACGCCGGUGGUGUCGCCGUCUCUGGUCUCGAGAUGGCACAGAACUCUGCGCGUCUGUCCUGGACGUCCGAGGAGGUCGACGAGAAGCUCAAGGGCAUCAUGAAGGACUGCUUCGAGAACUGCCUGGGCACCGCAAAGGAGUACUUCACCCCGGCCGAGGGCGAGUUCCCGUCGCUCGUCGGUGGUGCCAACGUGGCUGGCUUCCGCAAGGUCGCUGCUGCCAUGCUGGACCAGGGUGAUUGGUGGUAA